This is a messenger RNA of Zea mays, 1206 nucleotides long. RefSeq lists its product as uncharacterized. The record is from RefSeq and is a predicted model, not a curated record. The transcript is spliced from 3 exons. The coding region runs from base 296 to 826 and encodes 176 amino acids. NCBI's taxonomy places the organism in Eukaryota, Viridiplantae, Streptophyta, Magnoliopsida, Poales, Poaceae.
ACAUGUUGGGUAAGCAGUGCAGUGCAGGUGAUAUAUACUUGCAACCUCCGGCUGCAUGCAUAUUCGUCCUAGGACCAGCCAAUGGCGCAUCGGGCAGUUGUAGUCUUGCCUGGUUGACUUCAAGAGCAGCUGCCAGCAGUCUGCCACCUUAUAUGAAGUGCAUAGAAUUGAGCAGGGAUUCUUCACAGAAAUCAGUUCCAGUUCCAGUUCCAGCCAGGAGAUAUCUCUUCUCAGGGCACGCAAAAAGUCAUCCAACAGGAGAAAAAUCAGUUCCAGUUUCAGCUGAUCGAUUACCAUGUCUAAGAAGAUAGUGGUCAAAGCUGACCUCGUCGGCAGAGCAUGCAUGAGCGAUAUCCUGUCGGUCGUUGCCACCCUCCAAGGUAUCAAGUCGAUGGACAUCGACGCCGACAAGUGCACGCUGACGGUGGUCGGCACCGUCGACCCGGUGUGCAUCGCGCACAGGCUCAAGAAGAAGUGCUUCGCCGUCAGCAUCGUCAGCGUCGAGGACGACAAGCCCAAGCCCCCGGAGAAGAAGGACCCGUGCAAGGAGGCGUGCGAGAAGCUGUGCAAGGAGAGGUGCGACAAGGUCACCUGCUGCAAGGAGUGCAAGGAGAGGUGCGAGAAGUCGUGCAAGGAGAGGUGCGAGAGGCGCUGCAAGGCGUGGCUCGAGAGCGGCUGCUGCUGCAAGCCCAGCCCGGGCUGCCGCUGCACGCGCUGCGCCGCUGUGGCCGUGCCCAGCUGCGACUACCCCUACUACUCCUACUGCUACCCCUACAGCGGGUGCGGCGGCGGCAGCGGCAGCUGGCCCUGGCCCUACGGCUGCUAGGAGUAGGAGGAAAGCUCGUCACUCAUCAGGACUGGAGGAGCGAGAACGCGGCAGUGUGUGCUUUGAGUAUCAUCAGCGAGUAAAAUGCAUCCACGGUGAUCAAACUUUGAAAUAAUGUGUUACUUAGAUCCUCAAACUCUCAACAAGAAAAAUAACUACCGGAACUUAGCCGGCCUAUCAAAAACCGGGACUGAGCAUACAUCCACGCAUCGGAUGCUAUUUGGAUGGGCCAAACCCGGUUUUGGAUGUGCCGACUACUUAUUUUUCUAGUUUUGAAAGUUCAGGAACUUAAAUGACAACAUAGCACCUCAAUUCUAAGGAUCGCGGAUGCAUUUACUCAUCAUUGUCUAGAAAUUUCAUCGUCUAUGAAUUUCAUCGUG